UCGCCUGCGGUUUAAGCGCUUGCAAUAAUCAACAGUUAAAAUGCACUUGGUUUUCAUUUCGUAAAGUUUUGCGCACUAGCGAAGACCUGGUGACAACAGGCGUAUCAACAACAUGGCGGUCGUAAACGUAACUUGGGAGCAGUAUACGAGUCUUCAAAAGGGUUUGGAUGACCUUAAAAUUAAUCUGGAUCAGUUCUUCCUCAUUGUGAUGGGCAUGGUAGUGUACUAAAGAGACCACAUUGCUUGUGUCAUUGUGCAAAGACAUUGUGCGAAGUGAUGCAAUGUGGUUUUGCGUUUCUGGAAGCUGGCGCCGUACGGAGCAAGAACUCCACCAACAUUUUGAUCAAGAAUCUUAUGGACUCCUUUGUGGCCGGCAUUGCCUACUGGACAAUAGGGUAUCCCCUGGCGUAUGGUGCGGGCAACAGUUUUAUCGGCUACUCCUACUGGGCGUCUAAAGCUCUGCCGGACACGGAGUUCGCGAGCUUCUUCUUCCAGUACGUCUUCGCCGCCACCGCUGCCACCAUUGUGUCCGGCGCCAUGGCCGAGAGGUGCGAGUUCCUGGCCUACUUCAUCUACAGCUUCUUCAUAACGGGCUUUGUCUACCCUGUGGUGACACACUGGGUGUGGUCACCUGCCGGCUGGCUGGCCGUCGGCGCCACGUACGACAAUGGCACCAUCACCGCCGUCUAUCAAGACUUCGCCGGCAGUGGUGUCGUGCACAUCCUGGGAGGAACUGCUGCCUUCUGCGGGGCUCUCCUGCUUGGGCCAAGACUUGGCCGAUUUCAUCGUGACAAGCGCGGACCAAUCGACCUCCGAGGACAUUCAGUUCCUUUGGCCGCUCUUGGAGGUUUUAUCUUGUUGUUUGGUUUCCUGGCCUUCAAUGGCGGGUCUGCUCUGAAUAUCUCCGGCGAGGGUAGCGGGGCCGUCAUCAGCCUCUCCGUUGUCAACACCAUCAUCUCCGGUUCAAUGUCAGCCUUCGUCUCCCUCUUCAUCCACAAGACUGGAUACUUUGGAACGCGCCACUGGAGCCUCCUAAACACCCUCAAUGGUGCCCUCACAGGCAUGGUCGCAGCAUGCGCUGGGUGUAACGUCUUCUCUCCCUGGGGUGCUCUCGUCGUCGGCUUCUUCGCCGGAAUCUCGUAUAAAAUGUGGUCCAGUCUCGUCGGCAGAAUAAAAGUCGAUGAUCCAUUGGACGCUGUGGCAGUUCACUUCGGGGGCGGUCUGUGGGGUGUGAUUUCUGUAGCGUUUCUUAAAAAGGAUGAGGGCAUUGUUUUUGCCUGGGACAAGAAAUCAGGACUGAAUCUGGCGUGGCAGCUUGCAGGCGUCACGGCCAUCACUGCAUGGACAGCAACACUGUGUCUCGUCAUGUUCGGCAUUCUCCGGCUGCUCGGUAAACUUCGGGUGGACGAGGCUGUCGAACGCAAAGGUCUCGACAUCCAUAAGCACGGCGAACCAGCGUACCCCAUGGAAUCGUAUGGGCACGGUUGGGUGGAGCGCAUCUUAAAGGUCUUGGAGGACGGUAGACUGUCAGAAAUAAAGCAAGUUGUUCCUGGCAUUGACAACGAUGGAUACAAAUAUGAAGAAAAUCAUUCUGUUGGCUUCGACUCACCGGAAGUAGAGGUGAUGAAUAAGGGCAGAAUCAAGAGAACCGAACACCCCCUACCAGUCGUUCAGAGCGGAAAUACCGUGACGACGCCCAUGUAGCGGAGUCAGUCAUUGAAGUUGGUCAACACACUCUGCCAUCAUCUGUAAUUCUAACGCGUAUAAGCUUUGUUUAGUUGGCAGGCAUCGGGUACGUUGAUUUGUAGCAGUCAUCAGCUUGGAUUAUUCUCAUCGAUGAGUCGCUGAUACGGGACAGCUUCUUUAAAAGCUGAUCUAUGCCGAACGUUCAAAAGUGUGAUUUGUUUUCUGGAUUGCCAAAAAACAGAUGGAAUACGGACGCUCUGCUUUACGCUUUGAAGCGUUUUUCUAAUAAUUAACCAUUAA
This is a messenger RNA of Haliotis rufescens (red abalone), 1986 nucleotides long. RefSeq names its product putative ammonium transporter 1. Gene Ontology annotation, molecular function: ammonium channel activity. NCBI's taxonomy places the organism in Eukaryota, Metazoa, Mollusca, Gastropoda, Lepetellida, Haliotidae. Gene Ontology annotation, cellular component: membrane. The record is from RefSeq and is a predicted model, not a curated record. Gene Ontology annotation, biological process: ammonium transmembrane transport; ammonium homeostasis. The transcript has 12 exons. The coding region runs from base 277 to 1704 and encodes 475 amino acids.